AUGAUGCAAGCAUAUGAUUACGAUUCAGAUGAAUCACAAACGACGUCAGAUGAGCACAUCAAUUCGAGGAAUUCUUCUCAUUCUGACACUGCAUCAUCAUCAUCAUCUCCUCCAAUUCUCUUCAAUCCAAGACCACACGUCGUUAAAAUAGUGAAAUCAGAUACGGGAUUCGGUUUUAAUGUAAAAGGACAAGUCAGCGAAGGAGGACAAUUGAGAAGUCUAAAUGGAGAAUUGUAUGCUCCAUUACAACAUGUUAGUGCUGUAUUGCAUAGAGGUGCUGCUGAUACGGCAGGUCUUCGGAAGGGAGAUCGAAUACUGGAAGUGAAUGGAUUACACGUGGAAGGAGCAGCGCAUCGAAAUGUUGUAGAUAUGAUAAAGAAUGGAGGAAAUGAAUUGACAAUGAUUGUAGUUUCUGUAGAAGACCCCGAUAUGGAUAGGUUUGAUUAUGGAGAAGAGAGUUCGAUGGCUUAUGGACACGAUUAUACGGAAAAUAGGUCACUUCCAGUCACGAUCCCCUCGUAUAACAAAGUGAAUGAUGCUUUGGAGAGGUAUACGGUGUUCAAUAUCCAUAUGGCAGGUCGUCAACUUGGUUCAAGAAGAUAUUCGGAGUUUGUUGAACUUCAUUCGGCACUCAAACGACAUUUUUAUGAUUAUUCGUUUCCUCGACUUCCGGGAAAACGAAUAUUCAGGUUAAAUGAACAAGAACUAGAUCAGAGAAGAAGAGGCUUGGAACAGUAUUUAGAGAAGAUUUGUACGAUUAGAGUGAUUGCGGAAUCGGAUCUGGUGCAGAAGUUCUUGAUGGAAUGUGAUCCAAUGUGCGAAGUGGAGAUUCGAUUGAUGCUUCCGAAUGCUACAGCAAUGUCAAUUAGAACAAGACGGAGUAUUUCAGCUUCAUUAUUCUAUACAUCAGCUCAUCGAAGAUUGCAAAUGAGUCGAGAAGCUGCAGCGGCUUGUGCUAUUUUCGAGUUGUUGGAUAAUUCUUUUGAACGAAAAGUGAAUGAAAGUGAGAGUGUCCACGAACUAUACACUCAUAACUAUUCAUCUGCAUCGUCUUCUUGCCUCCUCUUCCGAAAAUUUUUAUUCGAUAUCGAUAGAGAAAGGACACUUUGUAAACGAGAUAUGAUGUUCAAACAGUUCUGUUUCUUCCAAGCAAUCGCUGAUUUGCAUAGUGGAAAAGUGAUAACAACGAGAAAGAAUUACCAGUUGAAAGCUAUUCAAAACGAGGAGAAUAUGGAUGAGUUUCUGGAAAUGGCACGGGAAUUGGAAGGAUACAAUCAGGUUACAUUCCCUCCCAGUGUUUGUAUUUUGAGGAAGAGACGACAGACUGUUAUCAUGGUUAUCAGAUUUGCGAAUCUUCUUUUGAAAUGUCCGGAAGACGGAAACGCAAUGGAAAUCGAGUGGGAUCGUAUUCAAGACUUCAGAGUUUGUGACGAAGGAACUGCGUUUUCAUUCGAGUAUUUGAGAGAUGGUGACGAGUCGAAUGGAGCAGAAAAUGGAGAAGAAACGAGGAGGAAGAAGUCAAAAUAUGUCAAGCUUGAAACUGGAUUUGCUGAAUACAUGGCUGACUGCUUUGCUCAAAUUCACACGGAACGUCAAUCUGGCUCCGAUGGGAAAAAAGAUCAAACGAGAAUUCCAGUACCAAAAGAACCGGCUCCAGAACCCCCAGCUCCUCCGGAAACAAACGAAACUCCGCCCCCAACUCAUAAAAUUCAAUUUGAAAAACGUAUUUUAGAGCAACAUCGAGAUUAUAUUGACUAA
Messenger RNA from Caenorhabditis remanei, 1758 nucleotides. RefSeq lists its product as uncharacterized. Gene Ontology annotation, molecular function: phosphatidylinositol-3-phosphate binding; protein binding. The record is from RefSeq and is a predicted model, not a curated record. NCBI's taxonomy places the organism in Eukaryota, Metazoa, Nematoda, Chromadorea, Rhabditida, Rhabditidae. Gene Ontology annotation, cellular component: early endosome. Gene Ontology annotation, biological process: intracellular protein transport. The coding region runs from base 1 to 1758 and encodes 585 amino acids. The transcript has 7 exons.